Molecule: messenger RNA, 640 nt
Organism: Galleria mellonella (greater wax moth)
Lineage: Eukaryota; Metazoa; Arthropoda; Insecta; Lepidoptera; Pyralidae
Product: microsomal glutathione S-transferase 1-like
Exons: 1
Coding region: 80-532 (150 amino acids)
Cellular component (GO): membrane
Source: RefSeq, a predicted model, not a curated record
CACAGUAAUCACUACAUACCGGGGCAACUAGCCACAGAAGGUUAACGUAUUUUGUGCCGCGCGUGACACUACCGGCAAUAUGUCUUCAAUUAAUUUGGAUAACCCUGUUGUACGCUCGUACAUAGUAUAUUCAGCUAUAUUAGCUUUAAAGCUGCUGUUUAUUUCUAUUUUGACUGCGCUAGCUCGUAUGACUAGAAAUGUGUUUGCAAAUCCCGAAGAUGCUGUGUUGACGAAGGGAAAAGUAAAGUUCGAUGAUCAAGUGGUCGAACGUAAACGGCGAGCGCAUCUCAACGAUUUGGAGAAUAUUCCAGCAUUCUGGGUGCUCGGCGCAUUAUAUGUGACUACCGGACCAGCUGUUGCGUGGGCGCAGCUACUCUUUCGUGCUUUCACAUUGGGCCGUAUACUUCACACGAUUGUAUACGCAAUAAUACCGUUACCUCAACCGGCGCGCGUUAUAGCGUUCGGUGUUCCCUUUGCUAUUAAUAUUUAUAUUGGUGUACAAGUGAUAUUACACUAUGCAACGGCGUUGUAGUAUACAUACUUCAUAGCAAUCUAAUUUAUUUAUUGUAUAUUUAAAUUGGGAACAUUUUUGUAUGAUAUUAGUAGAAGUAAUAUUAAGUAUAUCAUGUGGUCGAAAUAA